Molecule: messenger RNA, 1872 nt
Organism: Arvicola amphibius (Eurasian water vole)
Lineage: Eukaryota; Metazoa; Chordata; Mammalia; Rodentia; Cricetidae
Gene: Naf1
Product: nuclear assembly factor 1 ribonucleoprotein
Exons: 8
Coding region: 97-1497 (466 amino acids)
Biological process (GO): ribosome biogenesis; box H/ACA snoRNP assembly; pseudouridine synthesis
Cellular component (GO): sno(s)RNA-containing ribonucleoprotein complex
Molecular function (GO): RNA binding
Source: RefSeq, a predicted model, not a curated record
ACGCGCGAGUUUUGGUGCCGCCGCCGCUGCCGUCGCUGUCGCCGCAGCCCCCGCCUCGGAGGCGAGUGCGUCUGCCAAGGAGGCCCGCGCGGCGUCAUGGAGGUGGUGGAGGCCGCCGCGCAGCUGCAGACGCUCAAGUUCGGCAGCUCCGGCCAGGGGCCUGCGGCACCGGCGGCACCGGGGGCACCUGAGGAGCCCCGGGAAGCCGAGCAGGCGGAGCGGGCCCCGCCGGCAGGGGAGCAGCCGCCAGCCCGGAGCGCCGACGCCGACGGAAACCCGCCGCAGCUCGACCGGCCGCCCCUAAGCGAGGCCUGCGUCACCGGCCCGGACGCCGCGGAGCCGCCGCCAGCCCUGCAGGCCUUGGACUCAUCGGAUUCGGACUCGGAUUCGGACAGUGAAACGGAUUCGGAUAGUUCAAGCUCCUCCUCUUCAUCCUCAUCUUCAUCUUCUUCCUGUGUAUCACUUCCUCCAGUGCUGUCAGAUGGAGAGGAAGAUAUACAAGGUGAAAAGGAAAACAAGAAUUUUCCUCUUAAAACAAAAGAUGAGUUGCUGCUUAAUGAACUGCCUUCUGUUGAAGAAGUGACUGUUAUUUUGCCCGAAGACAUUGAACUAAAGCCUCUUGGGAAUGUUUCAAGCAUUAUUGAACAAUUAGUAAUAAUUGAGUCUCUGACUAACAUGCCUCCAGUUAAUGAGGAUACUGUCAUUUUCAAAAGUGAUCGACAAGCAGCAGGAAAGAUAUUUGAGAUCUUUGGACCUGUUGCCCAUCCAUUUUAUGUAUUACGGUUUAAUUCUUCAGACCACAUUGAGAGUAAAGGCAUCAAAAUAAAGGAUACUAUGUAUUUCGCUCCAUCUAUGAAAGACUUCACUCAGUAUAUAUUCCCAGAAAAACUAAAACAGGACAGAGGAUCGGAUGCCUCUUGGAAGAAUGAUCAGGAACCACCUCCAGAAGCUUUGGAUUUUAGUGAUGAUGAAAAAGAAAAAGAAGCCAAACAAAGGAAAAAGUCUCAGAUUCAAGGGCGGAAAAAACUCAAAUCCGAAUUGAGUGAGUCAGGUGAAGAUUUUGGUGAAGUGCAUCAGAAUUGGAAUGCUUAUGGCUCUUCUUCAGAAUAUUCGAGGGGAUAUCACAACACGGAAUUCACAAGGGGCCUUCCCAGGGGCAGAUAUUCCCGAGGAAGCCACAGCAGGCCUCCCCCUCAGCAGUUGUAUAACUCAGAUCAAAUGGCAUCUCAAGAGACUUUGGGAUUUCCACCUCAGAGACAAGAUAAUCCUGUCAUGCCGCACUAUCCCUUUGCCCCUCCCAUGUUUGAUAUGCAUAACUUUUCACUCCCUCCCCCACCCCCACCCCCUUCUGUAAGUAUGGGGUGGGCUUCACCUAACAUGGCCUCUCAUCCCUUACUUAAUUUACCAUACUCCCUACCACCACCACCCCCUCCCCCGCCUCCUCCCCCUCCCUCUCCUGGAGAGAAUAAUUCUUCUCAUUUUGGACCUUACUAUUAGGUAUAUGCUUGUAUUUCAGAAAAAUAUGGACUAUUAAGAUUAUAUGUUAAAGACUUUUUUUAAAGGAAAAUCUAUCAUGGAACUAGAUUUUUUAAAAGAUAUUGUAAAAUAGUAAAUGAAAUGACUCAUUUAUAUGUUCAUAUAUUUUAAAUGACUGUUGUAAGUUCAUAUAUAUUUGUGACCUUUGUGAAAUGCUGUUCAUCUCAUUCUUAGAGAAAAAUCCAAUUUAUGUAAUAUCUAAGUAAAAUGUUGAAUCAUGUCCCACACUACCCCAUCACCAAACAGUAUGCGUUGUCAUGGCUGUUAAAUAUGCCUCAGUAAUGUGCUGAACACUGUCUUCUUAGUAUAAUCAUAAAGUAAGAUGUUCAAGUCCUA